Ruditapes philippinarum (Manila clam) is the source of this 4197-nucleotide messenger RNA. Its product is annotated as lysosomal-trafficking regulator-like. Gene Ontology annotation, molecular function: protein binding. The transcript has 7 exons. The record is from RefSeq and is a predicted model, not a curated record. NCBI's taxonomy places the organism in Eukaryota, Metazoa, Mollusca, Bivalvia, Venerida, Veneridae. Bases 1 to 768 code for a protein of 255 amino acids.
AUGGGACAAAUAAACCCUCCCCUCUUACUUUUAAUCAAAAUUAAACAGUCUGAUGAUGGAUUAUUUUUUUUUUGUAAUCAGAUAACAUGCUGUGCAUCAGUACCAGAUCUAAGACAUUUAUUCUUUGGUGGAUCAUCAGGGGUGAUAACUAUAUACAACACAAAACACAAUCCAGCCAAGGAGAGUGAGCUUCAGGUAUUUGGUCACAAACGUUGCCUGUAUGGUCAUAAACGAUCUAUCAACUGUCUAGUGGUGUGUAAACCAUACAGUAUUAUGGUCAGUGCUAGCCAAGAUGCUACAUGUAUUAUCUGGGAUCUAAAUAGACUGUCAUAUGUUCGCAGCAUCAAAGGUCAUAGGUCAGGGGUUCAAGUUCUGGCAGUAAGUGACACACUAGGAGAUAUAGCAAGUGCUUGCCAAUAUGGAAUGGGAAGUCAGCUAUAUAUACAUACUGUGAAUGGUGAAUACGUUGCCAAGGUAAUGUGUGAAGAAACCAUCAAUUGUUUAACAUAUUCUACUGCAGCAGAGGGUGUGUCUAUCAAUGUAAUAGCUGGAGGUUUGAGUUCAGGUGUUGUCAGAAUGUGGAGUAGCUGGGAUCUUAACCCUGUCAGAAAUCUGGAACAUGGCUCAUCUCCUGUUAUAAGUUUGACGUUCACAAAGGAUUCUCAGAAGUUGUAUGUGUCAAGUAGUGAUGGUCGUGUGAGAUUGUGGGACUACAUUGGGCAGCCAAAACUAAAAUCUAACAGAUUGUUCAAACCCUACAUCUUCUGAAAACCUCAGACAUCCAUUAUACAAAACGAAACAGAUUAUAUAACAGCAAACAAUCAACUUUUAAAUACUUCAGGACUUUAGCAUGUUUUUUCUCUUCAUAGAUUGCAAAUGUUUCAGUACAAGAAAUUAGUUGAACAAGACAAUAGGAUAUUUAAAAUAUAAUUUACAGAAAUAAUAAUAUACCUGUUCGAGUAAGGGACCUGUGCUUUAUGUUUUUAACAGGAAAGAUAAAAUACAUACAGAUUAUAUUCACUUUAGUAUGACAUAAAAUAUCUUAAUGAAUUAAGGAAUUAUUAUUAUAUAAAUGGUGACACUCACUUACUUAGAAUAACUCUACCCUAAAUGCUGUACAAACAAGGUCCAGUUGGCACUUUGAUUUUUUUUUAUGUUGGAAAGCUACACACUACACUGCUUCUUACUGGAGAUAGGUAAGUUCUUCUCUCAAGUGGCUGCUUGUCUAGAAGGAAUGCAUAGUGAAGCACCCACCAAUCAUGACAAUCCUGUGUGUUUUAGAAUUUAACCAAAAUAAAUGUAUGUUUGCUAUACUUGUCUAUGUUAUAAGAACAAAGUUGUUUUAGCACCCCUUUUAACAAAUUGACAUUUUUCUGAAGUAUAUAUAUAUAUAUAUAUGCAUUCUUAACCUCUGUUUCUUCUGUGAUUCACUCAAGUUUAAAAUACAUUAGAAAAAAUUUUACCCAAAAACCCAUUUCAUUCAAGGAUGUGAUAUGUUCAGAUUACCGGGCUUGCUCUGUAGUAGUUUAAAUUUUUUGAAGAUUGUAUACAGUAAUGGUAAGGCUUCAGACAUGUCAGUAUUAUGUCUGUUUACUUAAUACAGCUCUUAUUACAGCUUGUUUUGUAAGCCAUUGUAUUCUAUAAGUAUAAAUUUUACUGUAUUUUCCAGCAUCUGAAAUUUAUAAAUAACUGCAUAUCUUAUGAACUACAGUCUACUAAGUGACUCAUGUUUAGCAAAUAUAUUUAAAAAUGAGCAUAUCUAGUCAUAUAUUUAUUCUGGUCUAAACACAGAAACAUUUUUGAUGAACUAUAAAUAAAUAUGUAUAGAAAAGUUUUCUUGUAAUAAAGUUUUAAAUGUAAAACUAACACUGUAAUGUUUUUAUGUAUUAUUUAUACCAUGAAGUUAUUUUCAGUUAAUUUUCUGUUAAUAAGUCUUCCUUAUUUCUUUAUGUGUAAAUUGCUGUGUUAUAAGUAUAAGGACAAAGUUUAAAUGUUUGUAACUUAUAUGUAAAUAUAGUGUUUGUUUUAUAUAAAUAAUGCUACUGUCAUGAUGUUUUUAUAUCCUUCACAAUUGUUGUAGUUGUCUAAACGAUCAAAAGAUUUGUUUAUCAGUUAAAGAUAUAGCAACAGUACUGGAUGUUUGAUGUUUUAUAUAUAAACUCUUUGGUUCAAAUAUUUAGACUGCAUUGACUUAUUCACUGGUAGAAUAUAAAGUGUGCAUACACAUUUCUAUAGGGCAGUCUUUUAAAUAAGUAUAUGUAUAUGUACAUUGUUCUUUUAUUUUCUUAUAGAAAUCUUUCUUUUAAUAAGAAGUAUAGUGAUAAAAGGUUAUACUUUGUUGUAUGAAUUUGUACUGACUGAGUUUGAAAUUUUAUUAUAAUGAUAUAAAUAGUGCAAUAGAGUAAAGUUAGAACAAGCUGUAGGAAGUGUUUUAGAAUUGCUUUAUUCAAGUGUCCACAAUUUGUGCAUCUGUAAUGUACUUUUUAUAUGUUUAGAUAAUUCUUCUAAAUGUUCAAUUAUUUAUUAUCUACAUUAUUAAAGAAAAAAAAGAAUAUUGUCAUUGUGAGAUAUUAUAUCCAUUAUUUUCUAAUAUUAUAUCAUAUAUAGGCCAUAUCUUAUCUACAUCUAAAAUGUUCAAAUUUCUUUUACUUUUGAGAUGGACAAUUAUAAAUAAUCACCACAUAACAAAUAUUGUGUUAAGAAUUAUGAGACAUUAGUGAGUAGGGUACAUUACUAGAUUAUAAAUAUGCAGGUAUAUACUAAUUUAUUUACUCAUUGUCAUCUAUAUAGCAAUGCAUCAAGAUAUAUAUUAACUUUUUGAAAUAUACCAUUUUUAGAGACUUCAUUAUGUUUGCCUAGUUUAGGAGGCUACACAAUGUUGACCUAGUUUUAGAGAUUACACACUGUUGACCUAGUUUUACAUGUUACACAAUGUUGACCUAGUUUUAGAGGUUACACACUAUUGACCUAGUUUUAGAUGUUACACAAUGUUUACCUAGUUUUAAAUUUAGAGAUUACACAAUGUUGACCUACUUUUAGAGGUUAUACAAUGUUGACAUAGUUUCUGAGGUUAUACAAUAUUGACCUAGUUUUAGAGGUUACACGAUGUUGACCUAGUUUUAGAGAUUACACAAUGUUGACCUACUUUCAGAGGUUACACAAUGUUCACCUAGUUUCAGAGGUUAUACAAUGAUUUAACACUUACAAUGUUGACUUAGUUUUAGAGCGUGCACAAUGUUGACCUAGUUAUUAUGUUUGUUUACCAUAUCAUUUACCAUGUUCUAUGCAUUUAGUUCUGUAUUAAUGUACAAAGUUAUAUUCUCUAUGAUUUCUCUACCCUUAUAUAACAAAUAUACCACCAAUGAUUGACAUUGGGGCCAUAACAGUGUGCAAUAUGUGAUUUAUUGUAUAGGGUAAUGUAGUUAUAGGAUAGCUCCUUAAUCAAUGUUGAUAGUUAUUCGGCUUCAUGUAUUUGCUAUCUAAUAUAAGUGUUACGUGUUCUAGUGGUCAUUUAUUCAUGACAUAAUGUGUAUGUUUAUACCAGAUUAAUGUACUGAUUUUAAGACUGUCUUGCAAGUUUCUAUACAAUGAGAUACAAGUUCAUGCUGGACUCUAAAGUGUGUGGCUUUUAGAUCAAAUACAUGCUUGUAAAUCAUAAAUUGUAAUUAGUUUUAUUAGAGAUGACCUUUAUGUUUGAGUAUAAACAUUUGCUUGUGAUAUAUUGAAAUUAUCUAAAUAGAUUAUUUACAUUUAACACCAAUGCAUUAUAAUGUUAUACAGAUUGAUCUUAUGAGUAAACAAUAGGGCUAUCCUAGUAACACAAUGUUGCAUGUGAUUUGACUAUAAGUUUAAUAGUCAGUAUAAUUAUAUCAUUCCAUUUACACAUUCAAAGUAUUAUAGUAUCCAAUAUCUUUGUGUAUAAAUUCAAUUUUUGAUUUUGAUCAAGUAUUUGAAUUUUUUCACUUGCCAAAAACAGAGUAAAAGAGUGACUGUGAUGUAAUGGCAUUAAGUAUGAAUUCAGCAAAAUGUUGUAGAUUAAGCUAAGAAUCGUAAAGUAUUGGACACUACAAUACCUAGACAUAACUGUUAUAGAUUUUUAGAAUAUUUAUAGUAAGGAUAAGGUAUACUGUUCUUUGUUAUCUAUUAUUAUGUUUAUAUUUGAUUGAGUCAUCAGUAAAAUGUGUACUGAUAAAAUUA